This is a messenger RNA of Myxozyma melibiosi, 5224 nucleotides long. RefSeq names its product Rap1-interacting factor 1 N terminal-domain-containing protein. Bases 353 to 5107 code for a protein of 1584 amino acids. NCBI's taxonomy places the organism in Eukaryota, Fungi, Ascomycota, Lipomycetes, Lipomycetales, Lipomycetaceae. The record is from RefSeq and is a predicted model, not a curated record. The transcript has 8 exons.
AUCUGGAAAACUCCCAAUUUGCUGACACUUUGAGUGUUUCGUGUCUAUUAAACUUUAAUGAACAAACGCGUGACGCGACACGUCCAAAUCGCGCUAAGCCGAAUUCGACGCGUUUCACGCGUAAAUUAAUUUUUCGGGUUCCGCAAAGGCCCUGGCCUCGCUUGCUUCCUGUCCUCGUCCACAGUCGCCCUUCGUUCUCCUCCUCCAAAGCUGGGCUGUUCUCGCGGGAUUCUUGCUGGCAUUCGUCUUCUACUCGGCCAAUCUGCGGUUUACAUGUGCUUGUCAGUGCGGACCAGCGCCGGUUUGAACCUAUAGAACUACUCCCUCCCAGAACCCCCCUUCGCUCGCCAGUAUGCCGAACGAGGCCUUCGCACCCACUCCGCUCGGUCAGGCGCACACCGAUCAUGGCGAGUUCUCGCCGCCGCCAAAGAAGAAGGGCCAAGCCUGCGAAGUUGAUCUGCCGUCGUCUCCGCCGGAGAUGUCGUCGCCCGUGAAGACAAAACGCGUCAACUUCUCGCUGGCGCCAACCUGGAUGGAACCCGGAUCGUCACCAAAGAUCCCACACCAUUACUCAGAGUUCAAGAGCAAAUCGAUCCUCAAAUCUCGACCACCUCAGCCUGAUUUCUCGUCUUUGGAUAACCAAUCUGCGAUUCCUCUCAGUCUUGAUGCGUACCCCUCGUUCGCGGCCAUGCUCGAGACAAUGUGUAACGCUCUGGCAGCUGACGACUCACAUACUAAGCUUGAUAUAUACAUCAUGCUGAAUAACGCAAUCAGGGGACUGAAGAACUAUCCUGAUUCAAAUUCGCUAGAGAGGAAUCUCGACCUACUCGUUUCUUACAUCCGGCGUGAUGUGGAAAACCCGACUGAUCGAAUGGACGGCUGCGAGUCGCGAGUCAAGUUGCAGGCAAUCAAGCUUUUUGUGGCUCUGGCUGCAACUGAUAAUCUUGCAGCUCGUAUUGAUCCGCAGGUUGUCACUUGGAUUUUGAAUCUAAGCAUAACCUCCCUGGAAUCUGCAGAUGUCAAAAAACACACCAUUGUCACUUACCUUACGCUUCUAGGUAGUCAGAGGUUCUCUACUCGACUCAUCUCAGCUGACCUUGUCGAUCGGAUAUUUUAUUGCGUGUUGCGGUUGCACUGCAGAUCGCGAAACGUCGAGGCGCAGUGCUUUCUAGUCCUAGACAUGCUUCUUCAAGUCAACACAGAAUACAUGCUCGAGCAUGCGGACGAAUGGGUCUCGCUAUGUUUGCGUGGGUCGUUUAGUAAAGUAUGCGUCGUCCGUUCGAAAGCCAUCCUCCUUCUCAAAGCCGCUGCGAGACUUCCAAAAGACCAAAGACUUUCAGCAACCGUUCAUGCCGCGUUUGAAAAACUUGACGAAGGCUCGAGCGUGUCGCUGUUUGAUUCUUGCUACGGAAACCUAGACGAACUGUUUGAGAACAAGGAAGAAGAACACAUUCUGGCUCUCUGGGAGACGGUCGUCAUCCUCCUGUCGUCAUGGGGCAAGAAGAGAGAGCAGAGACUAGAUCAAUGGAAGUACUUGAAUAAAUGGCUCGACGUGUUCCGCAGAAGCGCUACAUCUGCGGAUCAUGGCAUCAGACGUCUCGCUAUUCUGAGCUGGCAGAAGCUGGCCUAUGCAUGGAUCACAGGACCCGUUGUUUCGUACCAGUCUGAGACCUCUGUCAGGAGAAUGAACAUCAUUCUCUCUAUCUUCAAAUUUUUCAGUGAUAACAGAGAAGAGACCGUCUCUGCACUUUCGAGUACGUUUAUCAAGAUUACAUGCAUCAUUCUGACAGUCGCACGUGUACCAUCUAUAAGUAAUCCUGCCGAACACGUUAUCAACCAGCACGACUUUUUAUGGAAACAUCUCGUUGAGCCAGUGAUCCAGGACAUUUGCUUCCGCAACCCCUCUCUACAUGCUCGUGGUGCAAGGAUGCUCUGCUGGCUUUUGGCUGCAUCAAAAGCGCAAGAACGAUCGAGUAGGGAAAUCUGCUUCAACAACCUAGGCUAUGCUGAUAUUCCCCGUCUGAAUUCAAAAUGGAUCCGGUCCAACUCUUCGCCGAUCCUGCGUCUAAUCUUGACUACAUUCAAGACCUCGCAGACUGACGAGAUGUUGGCGACGGCGUUCAAAUGCUGGACUGCGUACUUGGAGCAUAUCAAAGCUGCGUCUAGCAGAGAAGUUCGAAUGUCAUCCGAAUCGAUGGCGUGCAUCACAGUCAUAUUCAAUUUCUUGCUGGAAUGUUUUGAGUCGCUUCCUGAAAGGCCGAGUGUAUGCAGCAAGCUAGCGGCAACGACUCUCCGGUACUGGAGUAGUGACGAAUUUCUUCGCCCGACUUUACUCGACAAAUCCUCUUACUUCACCACCGGAUCUCCGUCCAAGGCGCGUCCAGGGAAAGCUCCGUUGGUGAGAAUGCUCCAGAUCAUGAUCACCACGUCAUCGCUCGACCAGCGUACAGAAACAGUUCAAGCGCUUGACGACAUUCUAAAUUCUGUGCUAGAGGGUUAUGGCAUGGACCCGCCGCUGGCGCGGGCUUUGAUUGACAUUUGCAACACAAUCGAGACGGAAAUGAGCAGUCGCAAAAACACGCCCUCGGUCAUGUUUUAUGGGACUACUGCUUGGUCUCUGGUUGCUAAGAGGGCGUGGGUAGCAUUGUUCAUGCUGCAUAGAAAUCAUUUGCACUCUGAGCCGGCUGCGAACCUUUGGAAUCAGCGCUUGAUGAACGCAGUACUAGGAUGUGGAAUUCGAGCUAUGAGCGUGGCCGAUCUGGUCGCUUUGAUCGAAGGGCUGCCGCCGGUGGACAUGCGGGAAUUCAUGAAGAAUUUAUGUAUGCCAUUGAUCUCGACUUUUGUUAAAGAGGUCCCCAGCGGAGAAGAAGGCUGCCUUUACAGGUUCUUAUAUUUGGCUGUAGAGAGAGCCAUGGAAAAAUCAGACCCUAGUUGGGAUACCCAAAUCGCAUCUCUCAUAUUUUCGAUGCUGCAGAGAUGUGAUUCUCCCUCGUCCCAGGGCGCCAAAUCUUUUUGGAUUAUAGCAUCCGAAUUCAUCUCCAGUGUCAAACUGGCAAGUUUCAGACUGUCGUUAUAUAAUUAUUCUUUAAAAUUUCGCGACCAGUAUUGUCGGACACCGGAUGCGCUUGCUUCAUUAGCUGAGCAAAACCAUUACAAGUUUCGGGUGCAUGUCAGUUUUUGCGAGCGAUGGAUUGAAACGCUUGGUACUAAAAGUUUGAAUUCUGGAGAUGAGUAUCUCUUAGAAUUUUACUUGAAGUGCAGAGUUGAGCCAUUUUCGUCGAUAGUGUUCGAUGGAGUCUAUCGCAGUGCACUCGAGUAUGAUCACAAAGAGCUGUUGGCAAUACUGGAGCCUUACUGCGAGGAGGCCAGAAGACGGAAAGAGGCAGCUAGAAAGCGGAGGUCGGAUGCUGAGCUGAUGCUCGAAGCUAUCUCGUCAGAUGACGACGUUGAGCAGACGGAGGACGAAAAGUCAGAUGAAGAGACGGGCUCGGAUACUCUGCCGAUAAAGGAUUCUGUGAUGGAAGGAGAAGUGGCUCCUGCUCGGGAUCCGGAAAGUAUCGAAGCACAGGAAGCUGCUUCACAGGCAGUCGGCGAGCAGGACGACGAUUCUGAACUCGGUCAGCAGAUAACAGAUCCUGUUGAGAUUGCAGAGUCGGAUGCGGAUGAGCCGGUAGAGUGCGAGUCUGGGUUAGUCGUGCAGAGUGAAAUCUCUGAGGAGAUGGAGGUCGUGACCGUUGAGUCUGUACAAUGCGAGGAUCCUCAGUCUGUGAUAGACCAGGAUGAGCAGAUCGAACAGUCGGAUGCGGAGCUUUGCUCGGAAUCUGCGGAGGCGACUAAGAUUACUGAGACUCCGAUUUCGGCUGAUUCGCAGAAUAUGGAUGACACGAUUUCGAUUGAGGAAGACGGUGUCGAGACUGUCGAGCUUGAGAAUGCUGUCGCAACUGUUCAGUCCGAGGGGUCUAUGAUCUCAGAGAUGAGUGGGACGCUUCUGAUUGAGGAAGACGGUGUCAAGACUGUCGAGACUGUCGAAGCUGUCCAGCUCGAGAGUGAUGUGGUGACUGUUGAAGAGUCUACGGCGUCAGAAAUGGAGGACACUUUGCCGGUAGAGGAAGAGAGCAGUGCGGGAUUGGAAGUACGCGACUCAGAACUCAUCACUAUUCAGACUGAGUCUGCAGUUAUUGAGUCAAGCGUGGCUGAACCAUCCAGCGUUGCUGAAAUUACCGAAAGCCAGCCGACUGAGGACGAAAAAGAUGGCAUGAUGGCGAGUGCAAAUGACGACGAGCAUCAAGGAGAAGACGACGCAUCGACAGACUCGACUCCUUCGUCAACGCCGCCGUCUUCUCCGCUCCUCGAACCCGGGUCUCUGUCUUCUGGUCAGAGCGGCGCGUCUGAUACUCAAGUGAUUGAGCAGGACACGAUUAUCGUUGAUUUGCCUGCGUCUUCUGUCGGCGAUAAAUCAUUAUCUGAGACUUUAGGAGUAGCGCCGGUCGCUCAAGCAAAGUCAACAGAGUCGUUCUCAGCAACAGAGUCGUUCUCAGCAACAGAGUCGUCCUCAGCCGUAUCUACGCCUUCAUUACCAGCGCCGGCGGGUUCGUCGGAUUCGAACUCGGGCAAGGGCAGAGGAGCUCCUGUGCGCAUUAUGAGGUCAAAGAUUGAGCCGGUUGAUAGCAAGGAAAUGGAGAGUGAUGCGAUGGUUGAUGAUGAUACAAUCGUGGUCGCGACUGCGCCUGUCAAGACUGCUUUGAGAGCCAAAGGAUCCAAAAAACGGUCGCGUAGCGUCCGUAGGACGACAUCCAAGUCAAUUACUGCUUCUCCUUCAGACACCAUUAUCGACGAUGGAGAAGAGCCACGGACUCCUCCCACAAAGCGCCAGAAGUCGUCGUCCUUCGACGCAUCGAAACUCUCGAGCGUUUCUUUACCGCGUACUCCUGCACCACGACAGCGGUCGAAGGUGGUCAACACCUCUUCUGCCGCUAAGCGACGAGCUGUUAGUGAGGUAGAGGACAACGAGGAAGAAGACGAAGAUGAUGAAAUCCAGGUUUCCAGCUCGCCGAUAAAAAGUCUCAUCCGGUCCCGGCAGAGAGGAAGAGAAAGGGAGAGGAGUUAGAGCGACCAGAGCUGUGCGCGACGCCCGCGCCUCUCGACAACAGUCAACGGCAGUGCUCGCUGCUCGGAGUAACGAAUACAGAGUCGGCAAAGCAGGCAGGUCGCAGGGUGUCCAACA